Paramecium tetraurelia is the source of this 1194-nucleotide messenger RNA. RefSeq lists its product as uncharacterized. Gene Ontology annotation, biological process: potassium ion transmembrane transport. Gene Ontology annotation, cellular component: voltage-gated potassium channel complex; membrane. Gene Ontology annotation, molecular function: voltage-gated potassium channel activity. Lineage: Eukaryota; Ciliophora; Oligohymenophorea; Peniculida; Parameciidae. The transcript is spliced from 6 exons. The record is from RefSeq and is a predicted model, not a curated record.
AUGAAUCUGCCCUCGGAUGAUUAAUCAAGUAAAUCAAUGAAAUCGAGGAAAUCAAUCGCUUAAAUAGGAAAAACAGUUUCAGGAGAGUAUUCACCAGAGAAGAAAAAGUAAAUUUAAUAAAAAAUAUACCUGAUUCUGAAUGAUUACGAAUGCAAUAGGCUAGCAUUUUUCUUAUCAAUUUUAUCUAUCUUUAUAAUCUCACUUGAUAUUAUAUUACUGAUUUUAGAAACUGAAAAGGAAUUAGGAAUUAUUGAUAUCUGGGUAGCUGCAAAUUCAGGAGUAAGUGGCUAUUUUGUAGUUGAAUAUGCUUUUAGAGCAGCAACUUAUAAUGCUUUUGAGGAAUCUUUGAUCGAAUUUUUUAAAAGUAAUUUUGUAACUAAUAAAGAACCUUUUAAUCUAGUUGAUAUUCUAGCAUUGGUGUAUUCUAUAAUUGAAUAAAUACUGUAUCUUAUUGACGUAUAAGUUGAUCCUAGAAUAAAAGUAUUGAGAAUGCUAAUCGUACUUCGCUUGAUUAGAAUCUUUAAAUUUUCAACUUUCUCCUUGGGAGUAAAGUAGAUAUUAAUACGAGGAUUAUCAGAAAGUAUGUAAGCACUCUCAUUGCUUCUAUUUUUCACAAUGAUAUGUGUGAUAUUGAUAUCUAGUUUUAUGUACUUUGCAGAAAAGGAGUUUGUUGAUGAUAGUUAAAUCUAAAAUAUACCUUAAGCGAUAUGGUGGGCAAUCAUAACAAUAACAACUGUUGGCUAUGGAGACUAUGUACCUAAAUCUUUGCUGGGAAAAUUUAUAGGAGUGCUGAGUCUAAUCUUUGGAGUGUUAUUACUUUCCCUUCCUGUAGCGAUUAUUGGAAAUAAAUUCUAAGAGAUUUAUUUAUAAAAUAAGAAGGAGGAAACCAAAAAAGCUAGAAAGAAUGCAAAGACUCACUACAAUUAAAUUUAGAAUUAGAAUGAAAAAGAAAUAUACAGAAUUAUAUUAAAACUAAAUGAAUUGGAGUAAGUAAAUGAAAGAAUUGAGCAAUGUUUGAAGGAUAAUCAAUUUCUAUAUAGAAGUAUUUCUAGAGAUGCUUAGAGCAUGAUUGAUAAGAUUGAAAUCAAUAGGGAAAAUGGUAAGAGCAAGAGUAAGCAGAAGGAAAGGAUGAGUACCCAAGAAAGAAUUAUAAAAAUUAGAGAGGAAAUUCUAAAUCGUAGAAAAAAUCAAUGA